Molecule: messenger RNA, 1233 nt
Organism: Vicia villosa (hairy vetch)
Lineage: Eukaryota; Viridiplantae; Streptophyta; Magnoliopsida; Fabales; Fabaceae
Product: senescence-specific cysteine protease SAG39-like
Exons: 2
Coding region: 45-1073 (342 amino acids)
Cellular component (GO): lysosome
Molecular function (GO): cysteine-type endopeptidase activity
Source: RefSeq, a predicted model, not a curated record
UUUAUCUGCUAACUAAUCAACCUUAAAGCAGUUCACUAGCUACCAUGGCUGCAAAUAAUCAACUAUAUCAUAUUUCAUUGGCAUUGCUUUUUUGCUUUGGUUUGUGGGCUAUUCAAGUCAAUUCUCGUACUCUCCAAGAUGGUUCCAUGUAUGAGAGGCACGACCAAUGGAUGACUCACUAUAACAAAGUCUAUAAUGAUCAUCAAGAAAGGGAGAAACGUUUCAAGACAUUCACUGAAAACGUGAAUUACAUUGAAGCGUUCAACAAUGCCGAUAAUACAUACAAACUAGGCAUCAAUGAAUUUGCAGACCUCACUAACGAGGAGUUCAUAGCAUCUAGGAACAAAUUUAAGGGACACAUGUGCUCCUCAAUCACAAGGACACCUACUUUUAAGUAUGAAAAUGUAACUGCAAUCCCAUCCACAGUGGAUUGGAGGAAGAAGGGAGCGGUGACACCCGUGAAGAACCAAGGACAAUGUGGAUGUUGUUGGGCGUUUUCUGCUGUUGCGGCAACAGAAGGAAUUCAUAAGUUGAGUACCGGAAAGUUGAUCUCUUUGUCUGAACAAGAACUUGUUGAUUGUGACAUAAAAGGUGUGGAUCAAGGUUGCGAAGGUGGUCUUAUGGAUGAUGCUUUCAAAUUCAUCAUUCAGAAUCAUGGACUCGACACUGAAGCCGAGUACCCCUAUCAAGGUGUUGACGGAACAUGCAAUGCAAACAAAGCAUCCAUAUAUGCAGCUACUAUUACCGGGUAUGAGGAUGUCCCUGCCAACAAUGAGCAAGCACUGCAAAAAGCUGUGGCCAAUCAACCAAUUUCUGUAGCCAUUGAUGCUAGUGGAUCUGACUUUCAAUUUUACAAAAGCGGUGUUUUUACCGGUUCAUGUGGAACUGAGUUGGAUCACGGUGUCACAGCCGUGGGUUAUGGUGUGAGUAAUGAUGGAACCAAGUAUUGGUUGGUUAAGAACUCGUGGGGAACCGAUUGGGGUGAAGAAGGAUACAUUAUGAUGCAAAGGGGAGUAGAAGCUGCCGAAGGCCUCUGUGGCAUUGCAAUGCAAGCAUCUUACCCUACUGCAUAAAUACCAAACUUAAUACUUAUGAUACCUAAACUGUAAUCCAGUCUAAACUGUUAUUGCGUGUAUGCUUAUCAGCUACAUUCAUCAUGGUUUCUACAACUAGUUGUGUAUAUUCCAUACAUCUACUAUUUAUACUUGUGCAUUUAUCAAUACAAUGAAGAUA